Gekko japonicus is the source of this 1359-nucleotide messenger RNA. It is a transcript of the gene DRD1, whose product is annotated as dopamine receptor D1. Gene Ontology annotation, biological process: vasodilation; adenylate cyclase-activating adrenergic receptor signaling pathway; G protein-coupled dopamine receptor signaling pathway. Gene Ontology annotation, molecular function: G protein-coupled receptor activity; dopamine neurotransmitter receptor activity, coupled via Gs. Bases 1 to 1359 code for a protein of 452 amino acids. The transcript has a single exon. Gene Ontology annotation, cellular component: plasma membrane. Lineage: Eukaryota; Metazoa; Chordata; Lepidosauria; Squamata; Gekkonidae. The record is from RefSeq and is a predicted model, not a curated record.
AUGACUUGGAACAACACCACUAUGGAUGGGGCAGGUUUGCUUGUGAAAAGGGAUUCCUGCUUCCGAAUCCUCACCGGCUGCUUUCUCUCUUUGCUCAUUCUCUCCACGCUCCUAGGGAACACCCUGGUUUGUGCAGCUGUAAUUAGGUUUCGCCAUCUGAGGUCUAAGGUGACCAACUUCUUUGUGAUCUCUUUGGCAGUCUCAGACCUUUUAGUAGCAGUCUUGGUCAUGCCCUGGAAAGCUGUGGCAGAGAUAGCUGGCUUCUGGCCUUUUGGAUCAUUCUGUAACAUCUGGGUAGCAUUUGAUAUCAUGUGUUCUACAGCCUCUAUCUUAAAUCUCUGUGUCAUUAGCGUGGACAGAUACUGGGCCAUCUCCAGUCCGUUUAGGUAUGAGAGGAAAAUGACCCCCAAGGCAGCGUUCAUCAUGAUCAGCGUGGCGUGGACCUUGUCUGUGUUGAUCUCCUUCAUUCCGGUGCAACUGAACUGGCACAAGGCUAAGACCACAAGCUUUUUAGACUUCAAUGCUAGCUUUCAAGGUGUAGCCAUGGACAACUGUGACUCCAGUUUAAACAGGAUGUAUGCUAUCUCUUCCUCUCUCAUUAGCUUUUACAUCCCAGUGGCCAUCAUGAUAGUCACCUACACAAGGAUAUACAGGAUUGCUCAGAAACAAAUAAGACGCAUUUCAGCCUUGGAAAGAGCAGCAGUGCAUGCUAAGAACUGCCAGACUACCACUGGCAAUGGAAACAGCAUGGAUAGUCAGCAGCCAGAAAGUUCCUUCAAAAUGUCCUUCAAGAGAGAAACUAAAGUCUUGAAGACGUUGUCAGUCAUAAUGGGGGUGUUUGUAUGCUGCUGGUUACCCUUUUUCAUACUGAACUGCAUGGUCCCUUUCUGUGAGCCUGGUAUACCAUCCAGGGGAGUAGAACCUUUUUGUAUUAGUUCAACCACUUUUGAUGUUUUCGUUUGGUUUGGAUGGGCCAAUUCUUCACUGAACCCCAUCAUUUAUGCCUUCAAUGCAGAUUUCCGCAAGGCAUUUUCAACCCUCUUGGGAUGCUACAGACUCUGUCCUGCUUCCAGUAAUGCUAUAGAGACAGUUAGUAUCAACAACAAUGGGGGCGUAGCCUUUUCCAGUCAGCUUGAGCCCAGAGGAUCCAGCCCCAAAGAUUGUAAUUUGGUUUAUCUGAUCCCUCAUGCUGUUAUAUGCCCAGAAGAUGAUGACAUUAUGAAAAAAGAAGAGGAGGGGGAACUUUCUAGAGCUCUGGAGAAAACGUCUCCAGCCUUAUCAGGUAUCUUGGAUUUUGAGGCUGAUGUUUCUUUGGAAAAGAUUAAUCCUAUCACGCAAAAUGGUCAACAUAAAACCUGA